UUAUAAAGGUUGACUGCCGGGAGCUGGCAACCCCAUGUGGCGAAUAGCAUGUCACUCAGAAGAUAACAGAAGUUUCCAGGUGUGUGAGAGUAUGCAAAUUUUAGCAUCGCUAAAGGGUUUGAGUUUCCCAUAACUUGCCAACUACUUCAUCGUAACAUAAGAACACGAAACACGAAGGAGAUUUCAUCCGUCGAGUUUUGUUUUAACGAUUCGUGAUUGUUAAGUCAGAAACUGACCCAAAAGAAGACGAAGGAGGCCAUAAAGAAGUCUGCAAAUACUUUACAUGGUUUCCGUUGGUGAACCAAACGAGGCCAAGGUUUGUUGUUAUUGAAACCAGGUUUUUUGCAGAUGACCCUCUGAAUGGUUUAGAACGCGUGCUUCUCUGGUCAAGAAGUUAACAAGAUGUCGAGAGGGACCCAAGGGUUCAGCUGGUCCCAGGACUUCCUCUUACUCUUUACUCUGGUUCCUGCGGUGGUUGGGCAGUUUACUCUACCGUUCCUUUACAUGCCUUUAAAAAGCCUGCUUCCAAAAUAUUUCGGAGCAAACGAAAAAGAUCUGAAAGUAACCACUGAGCACGUGAGAAUCUUGUCUUAUUGGUCUUUGGAAAAAGCAUAUUCUGAAAAUAUGACUAAUAUUUUGAGUCGAUUGGCAAAAACCGAUUUUUACCAGCCAUUAUCAUUUACAGCCGCUGAUUUGAAAGACUUAAGCUAUCAAUGGACAUACGAGAUUCCAUUUGGAAGUGUUAAUGAUUCUUUGAGUAAUGACAGCGUCGCCCUAACAUUAAACGCAGCAGAUUUCCAACAGGAACUCUUGAAAUAUACGGGUGAAAAAUUCUUAUUUACUGUCAACAAUGUGGCGUUAAGGUUAAAAAUUCCAAUAAGAAAUCUCUCUCACUCUUAUGAUCCUGGAGACUGGGAGACUGUCGUAAAUGCAAUGGUUUCAGAGAGUUCUUUGGCAUUUAGCAACAAACUCCAACUCUCAUCCGUGGAUGCCUUAGCACGACUGAUGAAAGUAGAGACACAGGAAUUACUAAAACUUACCCUUGGCGCUUUUGAGAAACUGGUUUUUCCUCUCCCUCCAAAGAAGGCGAUUCUUGACGGAAACACGACAUCCACGAUUUUCAAUUCUUCAGAUAUCUCAGAGGCUUUAUAUCCUGAGAGUACUUUGUCAGAAGCCCUAAAACAUGAGGAAAUUAAACUUUCUCCUCAACAAUUCGGUAUUUUGUACAACAUGAGUGUAGAGCAAAUCAAGACUUUAGACCGAUCGACUCUGAAACAGAUUUAUCACAUGUGCAUGAUUCCUAUUCAGGACCUUCUGAAAAAAACGUUGCCUGAUGCUUCUGUAAAUGUUUUUGGAUCAGUUUCUCGUGCACCUCCAUGUCCAGUGUUGAUCAAAAUAAAAGGGAAUUCGAUUUCCUCGUUUCAAACCAACCCAGUGAUCACCUCCGAACAGACGACUGUGCUAAGAAUUCUCACAGAAGUUGCCAAUCUAUCUUGGCACGCCGUCCGCUGGUCGGUAGAUGCUUCUUUAUCGGACUGGGAGUUUCUAGAUGCUGUAACACUCCCACAACUUGCUGAAAUCUCAGGAUAUGAAGAAAAAAGUUUGCGAAACGAUUCUGUGAGCGAGUUAGUCAAACUUGUAUUCUCCCUAAGGGAAAAUGGAACCCUUGACAACUCGACGGAGAGCUAUCGUGUAUUCAUUGCAAAGAGGCUGAUGGAGACAUUCAACCUAACAUUGAACGAGGUGGCUACGUUAACAGGGAUGGCUGAUGGUUCUUUGGUGAAAGUUUCGUCCCCUUUUCUGUUCAAAAGCUUUUUCAAUGCAACAGUUGUCUACUUCAAGCUGAAUUCAAGUGAAGUUAUCAAGGCUCUGCAGACGACAGAAGAAGAUCUUCACUACUUACCGAGACAAGAAUGGAAUGACACGAUUCCUGUCAUAAUUGACGCUGUAGUUAAAAUCGAGGCCACAAAGUUGCAAAUGUCAGUCGCAAACCUGUUUCAGUUGAUAGGAUACAACUCUAAUGAGCUUACCAUUUCUCAGCUGAAGAGGAUUAUCGGAACUCGGAUCCAAGAGGUUACUGAGAAGAAAGCGAGGUUUGAGAGCGAUCCCAUAAGCUGGCAUUUAGCCAAUAAUUCUAUCUCAGAUGCUGAUUAUUUGAACACGUCGGUUCAUACCUUGUUGUUAUCUGGAGGUGGCUUCACAGAUGUAGAACUAAACCUCGUUUACGAUCUCAAACCUGAUCAACUAUUCAUCCUCGAAGGUCUGCAGUUUAGCGACCUACCUCGUGUUUGUCAGUUUAAUACCUCUUCUGCUAAAGAUAAAACACUCUACAACAUUACAAAAGAGCUGGUUGGAAUAAGAGAAUAUCCAGCUUUGUGUGGAACAACAAGAUUUUAUGUGAAUGGAAGAAACAGGAACAUGUCUUACUUGCAAACAGCUUUCAUUAUUAUUGAAAACUCGACUGUUUCAUUCGUGAAUCUUGUUGAAAUGGUGACAAGACUUCCAUGGCGGAAAAACGUGUGGGCUUUCGGUUUGAAAAUGGAAGACUGGACAGCGCUUUAUGUUCUAAAUCAAGAAACAUUUAGAAACGUCACUGGUUUUAGCUUUGAUGUGUUUCGGUCCAAAACGCUCUUGCAGGUAUUUCAAGACUGUUUACAGCUUCAGGCGGACGAAGGUACAGGUUUUCGUAUGAGAGAAAGCCAAAGCAAGGGACCCACGUUGGACAUUAUUAACGACCUGUUCAACACAAACGCAGACGAACUCAUUCGGUUUGGAGACAUGGCCAGAGCGGAUUUUGAGAAGCUGUCUCCAUUUGAAGUGGUUCCACUGGUGUACAAAUAUCUGGAGGUAAAGUUCAGCGUAUCAUUAAAAACACUAGAAGCAUCGCUGAAAUUGCAGCCUGGAAAUAUAAAUAAGCUCGCACCAACCGAAUGGAAAGAGGUGAUUCCUUUUGUGAGGGCAGAAGUCAUUCGAAGUGGCCGUCGGCAGCUUCAUGUUAGUCUGUCAAAUUUCGCAAAGCUGCAACAAGAAACAGUGGAGAGCCUCCAGAACUUAACUCUGGCACAGUUGGAAUCAAAAUGGGACGACAGUGUGAUCAGGCUUUUAAAUGGUAAAAUGGCCAUGGAAAAUGAGUCAGUGCUUCAUAUCAUAACGUCUGUUGGCCUUUCAAAGGAGCCUCUUGGAGAGAUGACUGUAUUGGAUUUCACUGAAAACAAGAUAAACCUGACAAAAUCAGAACUAUUGCUACUUUACAACUUCAGCUCCAUUGGAAUUGAAGCACUUGGAAACUACACUUUCAACGAAGUCUCGCAAUAUUGCCAAAUCUCUGAGAACAAUAUUUAUAAUAAAAGGCCUCACGACAUCGUAGUCUCGCUUCUGGGACAUAAUAACGACAUGACAUGCCCCAAAGUUGCUUCACUUGUUGCUGCUGCGAUAACAACUGUUGAUGAACUGGCUGCAAAAUCAAACUUUAAUGUACAAGAUGAUGUCAGUUUGUUAACGAUGUUUGAAGAUAAAUUUGAGCUGCCAUGGCCAAAGAUUGCAUGGGCAGUGAAUGCCUCGCUAACCGACUGGCCCGUAUUGGGUGCAACAUCUCUGUCCAAUAUCUCCACCCUGGUAUCAAAAUCCACAGGCGAAUUAAAGCGUCUUAAAUCAUUCAGGGAAAUAACAAGUCAGCUAUUAGCCCUUUCACCAAAUUCUUAUACUACGCUGUUAAACGACUACCGGGCUAAGCUAGUCAGCAAAGCAUCCAGUCUCUUUCACGUCAACUCCUCCAAGUUGUGUGAUAACUGCAGCAUCGUGAAUUUAUUGUGGAAAUCGCUCACACAGCUCAAUUCUCAAAUUGAUUUUGAUCUCCAUAAUCUCCCUCAUGAAUUGAAGGUUUCUUCCUACGAGUUCAACUUAACUCUUCCAUCGCAGUGGUCACUGAUAGUAUUUCCAAUAGUAAAAGGAGCCUACGCUAAAGCUGCUCUAUCGCUAGAGAUGUCCCCUACUCGCUUGUCAAUUCUCCUGGAUAUCCAACCUCCAACUAUCGAAAAUAUGACUGUCAAAGAUUUCCAUGAUGUCUUAAAGCAGUCUAUCCAGCCCUUGAUUUCUGCCAAGACCGCUUUGAUGAAAUCUUCGUUGAUGGACCUUAUCACCGCCAGUGGAAAUAAUUUUUCAGCCCUGAGGAACGACAGUGUCUUUGAUCUCAUCGACUCACUUAUUAAUAUUCCUAUUCAGAAUCUUACCUUCAUCUUCAACUGGACGGCAGAACAGCAGGCCAUACUCAAGAAUUAUACUCUGGAUGAUAUGAUUUAUUACAGGGGAGAGAAAGUUGGUAAUGAAACCCUCUUCACUUUGGUCAGCUUCGUCUUUAGGGAAAAUCUACCCCCGCGUACCCCAACACCGCCAACGUUACCCCCGUGUAAAAGAGGAUUGGUCAGGGAAGGAGAUAGCACAGAAUGCAAAGAUAUCGACGAGUGCGGCUCUGGAGUGUGUAGCAAGGACAGUCAGUGUCAAGACUAUCAUGGGGGUUUUGAGUGUGAAUGCAAAGUUCCCGGCCAUUUUAAAGCUAGUUUCAAUGAGACAUGCAAACCUUGUAAGACCUUUAGAGGCACUCUGACCAUUUCAAACAAGGUAUUUGGAUUAUCCCUCAAGAACAAAGCAUCAGGGGGUUACUUCGAUUUCAAGGAAGAAUUUGAAGCGACGAUGAAUCAAGAAUUUAGGAAAUCAACAGUAAACCAAUAUUACUACGGCUGUAGAGUCAACAACUUCAGGAACGGUAGCGUCAUCGUUGACUUCCUAAUCUUCACAAGUCCACAGUUUUCUGGGUCCUUGCAGGAUUUACAAGAUGCCCUGGCAUCAAGAUUCAAUAAUUCACAUCUCGGCACAUUGAAAGUCAAAUAUCCUGAAAUUAUAGAUUUUGACGAGUGCGCAGCUCACCGCGAUGAUUGUGGCCAACAUGCGAGCUGCGUGAACACGGAAGGUUCUUUUGACUGUAAAUGCAAUGAUGGCUACGAUGGGGAUGGUAGAAAGUGUGAAGCGGGAUUUUUUAAGACUAUGUGGUGGACUGUCAUCGUUGCAGCAUUCCUUCUUCUAAUAGUGGUUAUCAUUGUGGUAUGUUUGGUGGUAAAGAGACCCAAACCCUCUGGAAGAUAUGGUCUAGAAACAGAUGCUUCUCUUUCAAACAAGUACAACAGACGGAACAGCGGUGCCAGCAAAAUAUCGUACCGUACUGGUGACGUUUAUUACAAGGAUAAAGAUGGGAAAAUGCGGCCGGGCACUGCGCAUAGCUCCAGCUCCCAGGAGAAUGGGAGAUCCCACCCACCACACUUUGUUGACGAUGAGGAGGACGACAACGAAAAAUUUGAGCCAAGUGGCACGAUGAGAGCUAAAACGCCGUUUGAGCUGGCAGUUGAAAAGAACUCCAGAAAUGGAAACGUCUAUGAGCAGAGGACCGAGUUUCAGUUGUCUGAACUGCCUUCAAACGGGGCUAAUGGAGGAGUACCGUCCUCCGUUGAGAACUAACAGUGAAUUGAAAAAAAAAGGACUAACAGUGAUAAUAAAUGCAAAAA
Molecule: messenger RNA, 5555 nt
Organism: Pocillopora verrucosa
Lineage: Eukaryota; Metazoa; Cnidaria; Anthozoa; Scleractinia; Pocilloporidae
Source: RefSeq, a predicted model, not a curated record